Messenger RNA from Caenorhabditis briggsae, 906 nucleotides. RefSeq names its product Protein CBR-CYK-7 (gene Cbr-cyk-7). Gene Ontology annotation, molecular function: protein binding. NCBI's taxonomy places the organism in Eukaryota, Metazoa, Nematoda, Chromadorea, Rhabditida, Rhabditidae. Bases 1 to 906 code for a protein of 301 amino acids. The record is from RefSeq and is a predicted model, not a curated record. The transcript has 6 exons.
AUGUCAGACAAUCUGUCGGCGCGGUGGCAUCGACUUCUCGACAUGACGAAUCGCGAUGCGUCGGAAGAUGUGGUGAUCGCGAGAUCGAGCUACGACGACUUCUCCCAGCCGACGCCGUGGCGCACUUUUGAGAUUUCCGCCGGAAAUCGGUCUUUUGAUUUUAAAAAAUUUGUUUUUGAAUUUUUUCCGAAUUUUUCGAAUUUUUUCAGCUUCGUAAACGCCGGCUGGCUCGCCGAGCUCUCACCAUACUUCGCCGAGGAGCUCUUUGUCCGAAAACCAAACUCCAAGCGAUACGUCAUCGAGCAGGCCACCCCAGAAGAGGUUCUAGAGCUCCUCAGAUGUAUUACGUUCUGCCCAAUGAGAAAGCCGCUUACAGUGAAAAACGUGUCGCUGGUGCUCACAUUCGCCAAUCGCUUCGAGAUGCGUCCGGUUCAGGCGCGCUGCGAGAACUUCAUCGCGUUGAACGCGACGACUCUCAGUCGUGACAAGACCAAACUGUUUCAGGUGACAUGUGCCAUGUCUCAAUGCGAUCCGAACAGCUCGACAAUGUCGGUGCUCGUCGACAAGUUGGCUGGAAUAAAGGAGGACGAACUGUCUCGUCUACACUUUGCUGAGAUGCCAGGCGACGUCGUCGCAGAGGUCUACGCUCAAAAGUUGCAGAGAACGAAAGAUAAGAAAUCGGCGAGAUACAUGGCCGCUGGCGAUGGAGAAGACUCGCCACCGGUUGGAUGUUGCUUCACAAAUCGGCGACUUUCAGAGCGAUUUUUAAAAUUUUUAUUUUUUUUUCAAUUUUUUAUUAAAAUCUAUUUUUCCAGUCAAUGGGCCACUUCGAUGUUGCGUCGUCGUCAUCGCCGUACUCAUCCAGAUGACCAAUCGAUUCUUCCACCAGCCAAUAUUCAAGAUUAG